Molecule: messenger RNA, 3444 nt
Organism: Thamnophis elegans (Western terrestrial garter snake)
Lineage: Eukaryota; Metazoa; Chordata; Lepidosauria; Squamata; Natricidae
Product: zinc finger protein 383-like
Exons: 8
Coding region: 940-2730 (596 amino acids)
Biological process (GO): regulation of DNA-templated transcription
Source: RefSeq, a predicted model, not a curated record
CGGGGAAGCCAGAUUCCCGUGUGUAGGUAACAACAACUGCAGAUUCACUGUGGCAGGAGAGGUCGUAAAAAUGGGGCAAAACUCACUUAAUAACUGUCUUACUUUUAGCACGGAAAUGUUGCGCUCAGUUGCGGUGGUGCUUUGAGGACCCACCCGUAUGGAGCCUCUGGCUUCCUUCUUCCAAGCCGCCUCUGAUCAGAGUCGCUCCCGUGAUCCCCGACCUCUAUGCCUGCUUGCCAACCCGCACCUUCCACCUGGCUCUGCUGGAAAGGGAAGGGCGCCAGGUUGGAGAUCGUAAGCCAGCCACCAGCCCCGGGCCUCAGCUAGCUAGCACCCUCCAGACCCGGCAGUUCAGCCGCAACUCCCACCAUCCCCGAUUGGCCAGCUGGCUGGGGAUGCUGGGCUUGGGGAUCCCUUCCUCUCCACUUUGGAGCGCGCGUAAGGGGCUCUCCCGUGCGCCCGCCGGUUGCUUCUCCCUCCCGGCAAACCGGCGCGGCCAGCAGAUGGCUCCGGUUCCUCGGCUGGCCGAGGCCCUCCCGAACGAAGCUCCUCUUUUCCGCCUCUCUUCCUUCUCCCUCGCUCCCCCGCUCGGCGACCUCAGAGGGGCUGGUCUUCCUCGAGGCCGAGGCUGCGAGAUCCGGUCCGCGGCGUCUAUGGAGCCGAAGAGUCCGCGCCUUCGGUGGAGGCUUUGGCGGUCGGUCUGAACGAGACGACCGAGCAGCGCCGGGGUGGCGGGUGGGAGGUUCAAUUGCGACCCCCCCCCCCUCUCCAGCCUCUGUUCUUCGAAUUGGAGCAGGGGGUUGGACUAGAAGACCUUUGAGGUCCCCUCCAGCUCUGAGAUCUUAUGAUUCUUCCCCUCCAUCCACCCAGACGAGGCAUCCUCCAUCCUUUUGAGGGGAGCAGAAAAGAGGCGUUGGAUCUGACAAAAGAUUUGGCAAAAUGAUGUGUGUGUUUGUCUUUGGAACUUUCCCUCCUCCAGGAGGAAGAGAGAUGGUGACCACGGAACCUUUUCAGGCGCCACCGUUCUCAUUUGAAGAAGUAGCUGUGUAUUUUACAGAGGUAGAGUGGACACUCCUGGAUGCAGAGCAAAGAGACCUGUACUGGGAUGUCAUGCAAGAAAACUAUGAGACUGUGGCUUCACUAGCUGUUGCAAUCCCCAAGCCCGAGCUGAUCUGUCGUCUGGAACGGGGAGAAGAGCCAUGGAUCCCUGCCCAAGCAGCUUCAGAAGAGAAAAAAAUCCCCCUUAACCUUUAUGAAGGAAACAACUUUGCUUUGACUUCUACCACUAUGCCAGCAAGCGGGGUGAUCAUGAGGGAGAUCAAGGAAGAGAUCACAGAACCUGAAAUCUUGGAUCCAGAAGAUCCCCCGUGGGCUUUGCUGAGGGCACCCCCAGAGAACCCUUCCUUAGCUUCAGAAGCCCGGUGUGGCCUGCAGAGACAGUGGGAGCUGCAAGCCGGGCACAUCUGGCGGGAGCCCUCCAGGCACAUAAGGGCAGCCAAUUCCAAGCACUCCAUGUUCCACGUGGGCCGGAAAAAGCUCAUGUGCCCGGAAUGCGACCGGUGGUUUCACUGCAAAUCGGAAUUCUUGCUGCACUGGCGGACCCACACAGGGGAGAAGCCUUACGAGUGCCUGGCUUGCGGCAAGCGCUUCAUCCAGAGCUCCCACCUAAGUGCCCACCGGCGCAUCCACACGGGCGAGAAGCCCUACGAGUGCCCCCGGUGUGGGCGGAGCUUCAACCGGCGCUCCACCCUGACGGAGCACUUGAGGAUCCACACCGGGGAGAAGCCGUACAAGUGCCUCCAGUGCGGGGAGAGCUUCCGCUGGAGGCCCUACCUGACCAAGCACCAGAGGGUCCACCUGGGCAAUGCGGUCUACAGAGGCCUCAACAAGAGAGAAGCCAUCUUUGAUGUCUCAGCCCAUCCUGAGCCUCUGGGAAGACUAACAGGUGACACCAUUGAGAGUGGCGCCCCUGAAGCCGAGUCCCUAUGUACUGCCUCUAUCUUGUCGAAACCCUGCAGUGGGGUGAAGCCCAACCCUGAGAUCUGUGGGCUCAGGCAAGGCUCAGGUGGGCAGCCGCUCAGGUGGCCCAUAAAGACUGAAUCGGAGCCACUCCUUGGUGGGAACGACGUCACCGACAUCAGCCAAAUCAAGAUCAUUCAGGUCGAGAAGAAGCACGUGUGCCACGACUGCGGAAAAGCCUUCCAGUAUAAAUUCGAGUUGGUGAAGCACCGCAGGACCCACACGGGGGAGAAGCCUUUCGAGUGCCUGGCCUGUGGGAAGCGGUUCUUCCAGAGCACGCACCUCAAUGCCCACCUGCGCAUCCACACGGGCGAGAAGCCCUACGAGUGCCCCCGGUGUGGGCGGAGCUUCAACCGGCGCUCCACCCUGACGGAGCACCUGAGGAUCCACACCGGGGAGAAGCCGUACAAGUGCCUCCAGUGCGGGGAGAGCUUCCGCUGGAGGCCCUACCUGACCAAACACCAGAGGGUCCACCUGGGAGAGAACACCUACAGAUACUUCGACAGCAGGGACACCCUUUAUGACAGCUCUUCCUUCCCAGAGCAUCAGGAGGAGAACCAACCAGGUGACCACGUGACAGCCAAAGGCCUGGCAGAAAAUAAAUCACGGAGUGACCUUGGGGCAGGAGAAGUCGGUGGUGUGUUACCACGCAGCUCUGACAGAGAUGGUUCCCUACAGCCCAGGGUAGUUUUCAAAAGCGGAAAUGCUUGAGGAAAAAAAGGACUGAAUCCGACAGCUUCAGAUAAAAUCAUUCCUCCAGCUCCUGGUUUUGCCUUUGGAGAAGAUGAUGACAGGCACAAACAGCCCAGCAGCUGAAAGAUGACAGCAUCCAGUGCAAAACCUUUUUAUCCAGGAGAGAAAGGGGGGGGGGGGCUUACAGUCCCAAGGCCUCAUGCAACAUUUUAAAAAACAAACUCAAAAAACAACAAGUGUUUUACUUUCUCCUCUAGUAUUAAUGGCUAUUUACUCAUCCAAUUUGUACAGCUCUGAAGGCGGAGGGGAUGCCUUUAACCAGAUAAAAUAAUAUCAUUUUGUUAUUGUCAAAAAAAAGCCAGUGGGCAUAGAGAAAUUCAAUUUUUUUUUUCCAGCAUAAACUAAUAUAUUCCAAAUUUUUGUUCAGGUCUCUGCAUUCCCCAGAUUUCCAGCUUAUGAUAUACAGAAUUAGCAAGGACACAAAACAUGCCAGCAGUGCCCUAAUUUUGGCGUGGUAGCAGUUAAAGUACUUAACAUUCGGCUUCGCUCCCUGACAAAUAUAAAAACAACGUGAUCAGGAGAAAAAGAGAAAUGUGGAGAAUAUGAUUUUUGCUUUUCGUGUCCCAUUCACAAGGUGUCCUUAAUUAAUAUAUUAAUGCUUUGAAUUCUAUGUUGAUCUCUUUUUUAAAUUGAGUAAUUCAGGAGCACGUCUUAUAACAAGGGAUAAUUAUU